Molecule: messenger RNA, 2913 nt
Organism: Nannospalax galili (Upper Galilee mountains blind mole rat)
Lineage: Eukaryota; Metazoa; Chordata; Mammalia; Rodentia; Spalacidae
Gene: Arhgap36
Product: Rho GTPase activating protein 36
Exons: 13
Coding region: 123-1805 (560 amino acids)
Biological process (GO): signal transduction
Source: RefSeq, a predicted model, not a curated record
GCUGGGCUUGCUUAAUCUUCUGGUCCCAUUCACUAAAGGACUUCGAUUCCCAGGUAUGGUGGUGACUGGCAACACAGGUGAGCGUCCUGGGAGGAGCCCCGGGACACAGCCCGGACCGCAGGAUGGACAUGGUAUCAAUACACAGCCUCUCUGAGCUGGAGCGUCUGAAGCUGCAAGAGACUGCUUACCACGAACUCGUGGCCAGACAUUUCCUCUCUGGAUUCAAGCCCGACAGAGCUCUACCCACUGACCGUCCAAACACCUUGGAGAAGUGGUUUCUGAUUCUGAGAGGACAAGAGAGGGCUGCAUCUCUCAAGACAUUUGGCAUUCGCUUGGAAGAGGUUCUGGUGAAUGAGCUUACCCGCCGCAAGCAUCUUGAACUGACAGCUACCAUGCAGGUUGAAGAAGCCACUGGUCAGGCUGUGGGCCGUCGUCGGGGAAACGUGGUGCAAAGGAUGUUUGGACGCAUCAGGCGCUUUUUCAGCCGCAGACGGAAUGAGCCCACCUUGCCCAGGGAGUUCACUCGCCGUGGGCGUCGAGGUGCAGUGUCUGUAGAUAGCCUGGCUGAGCUGGAGGAUGGGGCCCUGCUGCUGCAGACCCUGCAACUCUCAAGGGUUUCAUUUCCUAUUGGCCAGCGACUUCUGGGAUCCAAAAGGAAGAUGAGCCUCAACCCCAUUGCCCAACAAAUCCCUCAGGUUGUUGAGGCUUGCUGCAAAUUCAUUGAGAAACAUGGCUUAAGCUCAGUGGGGAUUUUCACCAUUGAGUACUCUGUGCAGAGAGUGCGUGAGCUCCGUGAAGAAUUUGACAAAAAUCUGGAUGUGGUGCUGGAUGACAAUCAGAAUGUACAUGAUGUGGCUGCACUCCUCAAGGAGUUUUUCCGUGAAAUGAAGGACUCUCUGCUGCCUGAUGAUCUGUACAUGUCCUUCCUGCUGACUGCAACUCUGAAGCCCCAAGAUCAGCUUUCUGCCCUGCAGUUGCUGGUGUACCUGAUGCCACCCUGCCACAGUGACACCCUGGAGCGCCUGCUGAAGGCCCUGCAUAAAAUCACUGAAUACUGCGAGGACUCCAUUGGCAUUGAUGGACAGUUGGUUCCAGGUAACCGCAUGACUUCCACCAACUUGGCCUUGGUGUUUGGAUCUGCUCUCCUGAAGAAGGGAAAGUUUGCCAAGAGGGAAUCCAGGAAAACCAAGCUGGGGAUUGAUCACUAUGUUGCUUCUGUCAAUGUGGUCCGUGCCAUGAUUGAUAACUGGGAUAUCCUCUUUCAGGUCCCUCCCCAUAUUCAGAAGCAGGUUGCUAAGCGUGUGUGGAAGUCUAGUCCUGAAGCCCUGGAUUUUAUCAGACGCCGGAAUUUGAGGAAGAUCCAGAGUGCUCGCAUAAAGAUGGAAGAGGAUGCAUUAGUUUCUGAUCCAGUGGAAACCUCUGCUGAAGCCGAGGCUGCUGUCCUUGCCCAGAGCAAGCCUUUUGAUGAAGACCCUGAAGGAGUCCCAGAUGUGCAUGAAAUCUUGAUUCCUGGAGAAAACCUGAACCAUGACUUUGAAGAAGGACCAGAUUUUGAAGACAACCAGAAUUUGGAUAUCGCAGAGGUUCCAUAUCUUGAUGUAAUCCCCAACAAUGAAGAAGCCGACUCAGAUGCUGACGAUAUCCCAGGUUCCUCUGAGGAGCCCGCUGUGCCUCGCGGCACUGCCCGUUCCCAUGACGAUGAGGAAGGAGCGGGUAAUCCCCCCAUUCCGGAGCAAGACCGCCCAUUGCUCCGUGUGCCCCGGGAGAAGGAGGGCAAAACUGGCAUCGGCUACUUCUUUCCUUAGAUGUAUUUCCCUUCUAUAAAGUGCCAGACAGGGGAAAAGGGUGGGGGUAGACCUGGGAUGUCACAGCAAACAUUAAGGAGAGUCUUGAAGACAAAGAUUUAAGGGUAAGAAGGAGUUCCACCUGAUGCUCGGGUCAGGAUGGGAAUUCCAAGUACACUGCCAACCCCACCACUGGGGAUGCUUGGUCUCUGUAGCUGGCAAAAGCAGAGAUGUUUCUGUGUCACGCCCAGGCUCCCUGGUGCUACCUUGCCUUCUCUUUUACCCCUGAUCCUGGCUUUCUCUCACUACAGCCCUUCCUUUAAUUGAUGUUACAUUUGUGGUGAACGCCUGUCCCAGAGAAGCUCACAAAUCUCGAGGUGCUUUCCCUCCCCCAAAGGGGAUUGCAUGUUUUUCCUUACUUUCCUACCCUCCUCCCGAGAGCUCAAUUGGAAAGGCCCUCAAGAGGCAUGCUAGAACGUUAGGUCAGCCUAUGGACUGCUGACAAACAAUUAAUGCUAAACCAUGUCACACCAACUCAUAGCCGUGUCCCCGCAGCAACUCCACCGCCUCAGGAUUUUUUUUUUUCUUUUCCAAAUUAUUUAGACCAAUGGCUCAUCAAACAGCCACCCCCCCCACCUCCAAAUUCUGUGCAGUUUUGCUCAGGUCAGGCCAACAGGGAAACCUCAAGUGUGAGCCUAACUAGAUUUCCUGGGGUCAAAAGUUAGAGGAAAAAUUAGAUUUUAGUACCUGGAUCUGUUUUACAGACAGCCGGUGUUCCCACGCCGUUGUCAGCAAAACAACUAGUUAGGUACAGACACAUAGUUCCAAGUAGUUAAAUACACCUGAUUACAAACAUUUUUAUCUAUCGUCUCUGUAGUUCCUCUAUGCAGGACGGUAAAAAUAUGCGGGACAUGCUCUGGUAACACUGAUAUGGGUUAUGUAUGACAUCCAAAUUUAACUGAUAUUUAUGGGUAACAACGGCUAAGGUCCAUAGAGUGAAGAAUGUAUUGUAUUGAGGGAUAGACAUUGAUCAUACAAUGGGUAAUAACCGCAGAGCUCGAAGAUUUGUGAUUGUUAAAACUUCUCUGGCAUUUAACCAUUAAUAAACAUCUGUGUUGUGACAGCAGCA